ACUGAGCUACAGGCGCCUUAUUGUUAGUUUCUACAAAUUAAUUAGUUAUAUAUACAUACUGUACUAUUUUACAAAAAUUAAUAUCAAGUAAAUUAUUAGAUUAAUUAUGAUACUGCCUCAUCGUUGGCCUUCUGGUUUAAAGCAUGACCAGCCAUUCCAUCUUCCUAAAUUCACGUCCUCCUUAUGCAAUUCUUUCCAAUCCCACCAUUUCGCUCUCCCUCCCUCUGUUUCUCCCUCCCCCCUCGCCAGAAUCUUCCACCACCGCCAUGUCCGCCGCCCUCUUCCUCCUCUGCCUCCUCUCCAUCCCUAUCUCCGCCAUCGCCAAUCCGGCGCCGCCUACAGAUUACCUCAUAAGCUGCGGCUCCAACAACAUCGUCGAAGAGGGCGGUCUCAAAUACAUCCCCGACGACGCUUUCAUAACCACCGGCAACAAGACAACCUUAACCAACAGCCCCGACGUCUGGCCGAGGCUGAGAACCCUCCGCUUCUUCCCCAAUGCAGACGCCUCGAAGCACUGCUUCAGCUUCCCCGUCAUCAAGGAAGCCAAGUACCUCGUCAAGACGAUAUACUUCUACGGCGGAUUCGACGGCGGGAAACAGCCGCCAGUAUUCGAUCAAAUCAUCGACGGCACCAAAUUUGGCAUCGUCAACACGACCGACGACUUCGCCGGCGGCGGAUCGUCUUACUACGAGGCUGUCGUCGUCGCCCACAACAAGAUUCUCUCCGUCUGCCUCGCGAGAAAUCAGCACACACCUACCGGCACCAGCCCCUUCAUCUCCUCCAUCGAAGUCCACCAUCUGCUCGACUCGAUUUACAACUCGACCAACUUUAAGGAGAAUCUGUUGGUCACCGUCGCGAGGAACAGCUUCGGAUCGGAAGCUGACAUUGUUGGUUUCCCCGAUGACCCUUUCAACCGGUACUGGCAGCCUAUGAAGGGCAAUAAUCCUGCCGAAGAGAGCAAAUCGAACGCGACUGUUUCGACAUUCUGGAAUGUUCCGCCGGAGAAGGUCUUUGCAUCAGCAGCCAUGGCGAGUAAAGGCCAGAAUUUGACGUUGAACUGGCCAGCAUUUCCGUUGCCUAGCGCGCAUUAUUACAUGAUGCUGUACUUCCAGGACACUCGAGCCCCGAGCCCGGAUAGUUGGAGAGUCUUCGACAUCUAUAUGAACGGAUGGAAAUUCUUCCAGAGUCUCAACAUCUCGACGGCUGGGCAGAGUGUGGUGGGGGCGCCGUGGCCACUUUCUGGACAGACUGAGAUAACAAUGGUUCCUGAAAAGGACUCACCUGUCGGGCCGGUGAUCAGCGCUGGCGAAGUCCUGCAGAUUGUGCCUCUUGGAGGAAAGACCAUAACCAGAGAUGUGGUGGCAUUGGAGGAAUUCAGGAAAGGACUGAACAAGGUGCCUGAGGAUUGGACAGGAGAUCCAUGCCUACCAAAAGGGAAUGCCUGGACAGGGGUUUCAUGCUCAAAGAAAGUCCCAAGCAGAAUUGUGGCACUGAACCUGACAGGCUUUGGAAUGUCUGGAACACUGGACCCAAAUAUUGCCCACUUAACUGGCCUCAGGCAUUUGUUGCUUGGGAACAACAAGCUUACAGGGAAUGUACCUGAUUUGGGAGCACUAAAGUCUUUAAUAACUCUGCAUUUGGAGAAUAAUCAAUUUGAAGGACCAAUUCCUAGUUCAUUGGGAGACCUGCCAAGACUUAAAGAAGUAAAUCUGCAGAACAACAAAUUAGAUGGUGUUAUCCCAGAGACAUUGUCAAAGAAACAAGGCCUUGACUUUCGGAUCUGAAAAACAGUGAGGAGGAAGUGGUGAUGGAAGGGGCAAUGAAGAGCAUGAGAAAUUAACUAUGGUGGCUUGGAAGAUUGUUUUAAUCGAGUUGGGAUUACGGAGAAAAGGACACAAAGGGAGAGAUACAUCAAAGUACAUUUAUAUUAGGCAAAUAUGGCCUUCAUUUUUAUAAAUAUGGGAAUAUGUUUAUAUAACAUUCUACAAAGAGGCUUUCUUCUAUUCUGUAUGUGCAUCUGUUUAUAUAAAGCAAGCUUCAUAACGUUCGUACAAAGAAAUUUCAUUUAUUUGCCGCAGCUUUAAUGAUGA
Andrographis paniculata is the source of this 2090-nucleotide messenger RNA. Its product is annotated as probable LRR receptor-like serine/threonine-protein kinase At1g67720. Gene Ontology annotation, molecular function: protein binding. The coding region runs from base 144 to 1784 and encodes 546 amino acids. The record is from RefSeq and is a predicted model, not a curated record. NCBI's taxonomy places the organism in Eukaryota, Viridiplantae, Streptophyta, Magnoliopsida, Lamiales, Acanthaceae. The transcript has 8 exons.